CUCGAAAUCCAAGCACAAGUCAUUCAUUCAUGCCUCACGUUAUCCGAAUAAUACUGAUCUCCUAAAUCCCACUUUCGUUAAAUUUUCUUCAUUCAGUACUGCUGAACUGAGUCGAUCGCUGUCAGGAUGGGCCACCUGCUGAUGCGAGGAUGGAUCCUCGCCUCGUUAUUGCUGCAAACCAGCAUCGCCAUGACAGUUGCGAUUGAGCCAGCAGCUGCGACUGCUACCACUACUUCAUCUGUCCUUGCCCAGCCGCAGGCCUUGCACACCGAGUUAUUCAUCUUCUGUUCCUUCUUCGAAGGCAGCAACACCCACCCCAUCAAUCAUCGUGGUGCCCUCAUCAAGUGCAGUUUCCUCACCCUCUACUUCGCCAGUAAAGGAGUCGCCAACUCCCAGUUCAAGGCCGGCACCAAGUCGCUCGGCGGCUCCCCACCCGCAUUGGAGCUAUCGAAGCCAGUGCUCGGCUUCAUCCGGAGCUAUCCCGAGCUCUUCACUCCCUGUUUCCGUACUCUCACAGAUCACAUCCAGCGCAGUUCCUGCGCCAACUACUGUUCGGACCAGCCUUACCCAGAUGGAUCUUUCCACAUCCUUGUUAGCUGCAACAGUCACCGACUCUUCCAUGCUGCAGUGGACCACGUCGGCAGUUCUCUCUACCCAACCACCUCUGUGACAACGGAGACCAUUGUGGUGUCCACCACAAUAUGCCCAGUCACCGAGGCCGCUGUCUUGCCGACAGUAACGGACAGUACGGCCAACAAGGGUCAUGGUAGUGGUGGGCUGGACUUCACAACCUCUACGGUUUUCAGCACUCGCACUGCUACCAUAACUGCUUGCCCUUCCUCGGUAACGAACUGCCCGCUCAGGUCGAAAACAACCUAUGUGACUACCGAGACCUUAGUAGUCUCUACCACUGUGUGCCCCGUAGCUGACAGCACUGGUAGCAGUGGUGCCAUGAUUACCGAGACCGCACAUCCUCCUUCGGCUACCGUGGCUGUUGGUAACAGCGGGGGUAGCAUGGGUAAUUCUGACAUUACCACUUCGACGAUUUUGAGCACUCGUAUCAUUACCGUGACUGCAUGUCCUUCUUCUGUGACAAAUUGUCCCUUGAGGUCAAAGACAACUUAUGCGAGCACUGAGACGCUUGUUGUCGGCACAACUGUGUACUCAGUCCCCAAGAUCACAAGCACCAGGGCGAACGGUUCUCUGCCAUCCGCCGCAGGAGCAUCCGAGGUCGGACCAUCGCUCACCACCUCUACCAUACUGAGCACCCGCAUUGCAACAGUCGCGGGCUGCACUGGAGAUAACUGCAGUGGCUCUCCACCCGGAAGCGGUUAUGUCACGUCGGAGACCUUCGUUGUAGCAACGACCGUCUACAGCGUAUAUCCAGAUCACACAUCCGUUCCGGUCGAAGGUGUUGAUGCUGUGACUGUUACUACGACUUCUGUUGCAAACCACCAAGCUAGCAGCUCAUCCGGUAGCACCCCUAAUUUUGUGUCAUCUGGAUCGCACUCCAUCUCUGCUGGCGACUCUACCUCUCAGGGUACAGGGUCAAGCGCAGGCUCAAGCGCGGGCAUGGGUGCGGAAUCAGAUGUGGGCUCUGCUGCAGACUCCAGCGCAGUGCCCAAUGCCAGUUCAGGUGCAGACAGAGCCGCAGUCUACACCACUACGAUUACUGUCGAAUCAUGCUCCAAUGACGGAACCUGUACCGAAUACGGCACUACCAUCACAAUGGCCCAGACCUCCAACGUUGUUCAGCCCACCGUGUCUGCCUCUCCGUAUUCGUACACCCCAUACCCAGGCUCAGGGUCAGGAUGGAACCAGACUGCUCCCGCCUCUUCAGCACAUGCAUGGCCCCAGAGCAGUCACCAAGCUGGCAUGAGCACGGCCGUGACUACUAGCACAAGAAGUGCAAGCGCGGUUAGCGCAUUUUAUACCGGGGGUGCUUCUGCAGGUAUUCGGUGGUCAUUGCUGCAGGUGGUCGGAACGGCGAUGGCGAUGCUUUGGACUACCUUUGUGUAG
Molecule: messenger RNA, 2019 nt
Organism: Aspergillus vadensis CBS 113365
Lineage: Eukaryota; Fungi; Ascomycota; Eurotiomycetes; Eurotiales; Aspergillaceae
Exons: 5
Coding region: 127-2019 (630 amino acids)
Source: RefSeq, a predicted model, not a curated record